AUGUCUUUCAAUAAACAUGGCCGUCAGUAUGACAUUGUCGUUUUUGGAGCGACAGGAUAUACCGGGCUUUUGACCGCUGAACACAUUACGAUUAACUUUCCAUCAAACCUGCAAUGGGCUGUUGCCGGUCGCUCGCCAAAUAAACUCAAGCAAGUAGUCUCACGGUGCAAGUUUUUGAAUCCAGAUCGUGUUCAGCCUGACAUCGAAGUGUGCAAUAUCGACGAUAAAGAGCUUGCAGUCUUGGCAAGAAAGACAUUUUGUCUCAUCUCAGCAGUUGGUCCCUACGCGCUCUACGGAGAACAUGCAUUCAAAGCCUGUGCGGAAGCUGGUACCCAUUACGUGGACUGCACAGCCGAAGUACCAUGGACGUUAGCAAUGAUUAAGAAGUACGAGGCCACAGCCAGAACAAGUGGUGCUUGCAUGUUUCCUCAAACCGGACUGGCAGUUCCAUCAGACAUUCUUACCUGGGUAAUGGCAACAGAAGCCCGGUCAAAGUUUUCGUCUAAGAUUAGCGAUGUUGUUAUGGACCUUCAUGAACUUCAGUCGUACAAACCAUAUGCUUUGUCGCCGGUUACGAACGAACAUCCACUUCCGAAAUGGCCCAUUUGGUCGGCAAUCACCGGACUAUACAGAGUGCCUCGCCUUGGCCUGCUGUCAUCAAGCCCAACUGGUAACGCUAAUGCAGCUAUCGUGUUUCGCACCUGGGGAUUGAUGAAGACGGAACCGGAGUUACAAAAUGAAUUUUAUGGACCCAAUUUCACCUAUCAGGAAUUUGUUUAUGCCGGAAAUGUUCUUAGAGGUGUGAUGGGGCACUGUAUUCUUUUAACUGUGGCAGUUCUUCUCUUCCUACCGCCGGUCCGAGCACUACUGAGGCUGUUCAUCACGAAGCCAGGGGAAGGACCCGAUAAAGAGGUGGCUAGAAAGGAAAUUAUCGAGUUCCGAGCAAUUGCUGAAACUGAAGUCGAACCUAAAAUCAACAAACAGAUUUUUGGACGGCUCUCAUAUACCGGUAGCAUGUACUAUUUGACUGCUGCUGUUCUUGCAGAAGCAGCCGGGACACUUUUGCAAGGCGAUAGAGAGAGAUUAAAGGGAGGGGUCUACACCCCAGCAUGUCUUGGUCUGAUAUACGUUAAUCGUCUUCGACGAGCUGGUUUCCAAAUCGAAUCAGAUUUCGAGAGCAUUCCCACUGGAGACGUUAGUAUAAUCACAAUGCUGAUUCUUAUACCUGCUCAUAAAUCUCGACUUGAUGCCGGAAUUUUGGUGAAUUUUGUCCAUCUCAGUAAACAUCGCGUCGUCAUCAUCAUGUCUUCCCUGGAAUUUCACGCCCCCGGAUGGCACGACGAGGGUCGAACGCCCGUCGUAGACGGCAAGUACUACGACCGCGCAACCGGCGAGGUGCGCCUUGCGACUGAUGGCGAUCAUCAGGAGUACAUGGGCCCACCCUCCGUCGACAUCAUCGUCAAGAGCCAGCAUAUCGACACUGUUCACUGCACAUACCGCGCGGCGCGGGCGUUCCCCAUGGAGGCUCUCUUGUGUCACAUCAUGAAAGUGGUAGGAGAGAGAAAGCUGGAGGUUGACUCUGUCAUCGCGACACCAUACGCGAUUCGAAUUAUCCUGUCGCAUGAGCUGACGCCGGACAAGUUUACCGAGAUUGCCUCUGAGAUGGUGAAUGGAAUUUGGAACAAAACAGAGUGA
Molecule: messenger RNA, 1695 nt
Organism: Talaromyces rugulosus
Lineage: Eukaryota; Fungi; Ascomycota; Eurotiomycetes; Eurotiales; Trichocomaceae
Exons: 7
Coding region: 1-1695 (564 amino acids)
Biological process (GO): glycolipid biosynthetic process
Cellular component (GO): mitochondrion; lipid droplet; plasma membrane
Source: RefSeq, a predicted model, not a curated record